UUUUCACUUCCUUGUUUUUUCUCUCCUGCCAGUGUCAGUUCCGCAACUUUACUCACAGUCAUAUGACGUCUAAAGAGUGAAGUCGGAUCUGUGUGCGGCACUGAAAUGGGAGCUUUAGCAGCCUUUCCUUUGCUUUUAUUGAUCCUGCAGAUCGGGGCCAAUAAUGCCAAAUACGAACCCAACUGGAAGUCCAUCGACUCCAGACCGCUGCCAGAAUGGUAUGACCAGGCAAAGUUCGGCAUCUUCAUACACUGGGGUGUCUUUUCUGUCCCGAGCUUUGGCAGCGAAUGGUUCUGGUGGUACUGGCAAAAGCAAAAGCAAAAGCCAUAUGUGGACUUCAUGCAGAGGAAUUAUCCUCCAGACUUCAAGUAUCAGGACUUUGCACCGCUGUUCACUGCUGAGUUCUUUGAUGCCAAAGAAUGGACCGACAUCUUCGCCUCAUCGGGAGCAAAGUACAUCGUUCUGACCACAAAACACCAUGAAGGUUUCACACUCUGGGGCUCAAAGAACUCCUGGAACUGGAAUGCGGUGGAUAUUGGACCACAGAGAGACCUGGUGGAUGAAGUGGUGACAGCUCUUCGCAAUAACGGUGACAUUCGUGUAGGGUUGUAUCACUCCCUCUUCGAAUGGUUUAACCCGCUCUUUGAGCUGGACGCUGCCAAUGUCUUCACUACAAACUACUUUCCUACCAGUAAAACUCUGCCUGAGCUUUACGAGCUUGUUGUCAAGUACAAACCAGAGGUGCUGUGGUCUGAUGGAGAUGGAGACGCGCCUGAUAAGUACUGGAACAGCACUGGUUUCUUAGCUUGGCUCUAUAAUGACAGUCCAGUACGUGACACGGUGGUGACGAAUGAUCGGUGGGGCAAUGGCUCCAUCUGCACACACGGUGGAUAUUACACCUGUUCUGAUCGCUACCAGCCAGGACACCUGCUCAAGCACAAAUGGGAAAACUGCAUGACCAUUGACAAAAAGUCCUGGGGUUACAGACGUAACGCUCCUCUCAGCGAUUACCUCACCGUCGAUCAGCUUGUGUCGACACUAGUGGAGACUGUGUCCUGUGGAGGAAACCUGCUGAUGAAUAUCGGCCCCACACACGAUGGAAGAAUCGCUCCGAUCUUUGAGGAGCGUCUGAGGCAGAUUGGUCAGUGGCUGAAGGUCAAUGGGGAGGCCAUCUAUAACACGACAGCAUGGCGAGCUCAGAAUGACAGCCUCACUCCAGAUCUGUGGUACACGUUCAGACCCCAGGAAAAAAACAUCUUUUCCAUCUUACUCAAGUGGCCAAAUAAUGGAUCAGUGAUUCUGAAUGAGCCAGUGGUUACUGGGCAAACUCAGGUGGUGCUUCUUGGUUAUGGUCCUCUGAAGUGGGAGCCUGUAAAGCCCAGUGGGCUGCAGGUUUACCUGCCCCAGCUCUCCUUUAGCCAGAUGCCAUGCCAGUGGGCCUGGACACUGAAGCUGACUGGUGCCACUUAAAGGAAAAUCACAUCACUUGAAGAGGAACUGAUGGAGCAGAAAGGAAGGAUUAUACAGUGGCUUGCAAAAGUAUUCGGCCCCCUUGAACUUUUCCACAUUUUGUCACAUUACAGCCACAAACAUAAAUCAAUUUUAUUGGAAUUCCACGU
Messenger RNA from Neolamprologus brichardi, 1619 nucleotides. RefSeq names its product alpha-L-fucosidase 2 (gene fuca2). Lineage: Eukaryota; Metazoa; Chordata; Actinopteri; Cichliformes; Cichlidae. Gene Ontology annotation, biological process: fucose metabolic process; glycoside catabolic process. The record is from RefSeq and is a predicted model, not a curated record. Gene Ontology annotation, cellular component: lysosome. Gene Ontology annotation, molecular function: alpha-L-fucosidase activity.